AUGGAAGAAACUUCUAUGCAUCAAGACCAAUCGCCGAUAGAGCAAGUACGGCUGACUGUACCAACAACAGAUGAUCCAACACUCCCUACGUUGACAUUGAGAGUAUGGAUCAUCGGGAUCACAGGCUGCAUCAUCAUGUCUUUAGUCAGUGUAAUGACUGGUUUUCGUCAGAACCCAGUUGGUGUCUCAAAUUUCGUAGUUACAAUAUCGUGCUACUCUCUCGGAAAGUUCAUGGCAUCAGUGCUUCCAUCCAAUCUAAGGGUUCGAGGAACCAGAAUUAAGAUUUCCAUAAACCCAGGUCCCUUCAACAUAAAGGAACAUCUACUGAGUACGGUGAUCUUCAGUUCUGGUUUAGGAACCAUGCCAGCAGCAAAUCUUUAUGCUGCCACAAGGGCCUAUUUCAGGAUAUCAAUUCACCCAAUGGCAUUCUUCUUUCUCCUACUCACGACGAAUAGUAUUAUAUAUGGAUUUGCUGGCUUCUUCAUAAAGCCCUUUGUGAAUCGCUCAGAGAUGUGGUGGCCUGAAGUACUAUCAGACGUAACAAUGUUCAGGGCAUUUCAUGAGAAGGAUGAAAAAUCAAAUGCAAAGCUAUCAAGAAGCCAAUUUUUCUUCAUGGUCUUUGUCAUUAGUUUUUCGUACUACAUCAUUCCGGGCUACUUCUUCCCUUCUAUUAGUGCAGUGUCAGUUGUCUGCCUAAUUUGGAAAAGAUCUAUCAUUGCUCAGCAACUUGGCUCGGGGUUAAAUGGUUUUGGGAUUGGUUCAUUUGGCCUUGAUUGGUCAACAUCUACCAGCUACACUGGAAACCCUAUAUAUUACCCUUUCUUUGUCAUUUUCAACACAAUGGUUGGAUUUAUUAUAUUCAUGUAUAUUGUUGUCCCUUUUGCUUACUGGUCAAAUUCAUUUAAGGCAAAGAGUUUUCCAAUUAUCAGCCCAGAAGUGUACGACGUCUACGGUGGUAGAUAUAACUUGUCCAGGGUAUUGGAUGGAAGUAGUUUUCAAUUUAAGCAAGAUGGGUAUGAAAGUUAUUCAGAAUUGUACCUGAGUAUUGCACGAGCAUGCUCUAUUGGAUUUGGAUUUGCAGCUCUAGCAGCAUCUCUUACAAACAUUGUACUCUCUCAUGGCAGGUCAUUUUGGAAUCAAUUAAGCCAAUCAACUGAGGAGAGAGGCUGUUCUGAUAUUCAUAUGCAAAUGAUGAAUAAGUACAGAAGCAUUCCAAUGUGGUGGUUUAUUCUUCUUACAAUAUCAAUGAUAGGUCUAGCAGUGUUCACGUGCGAAGGAUUUGGAAAUGAACUUCAACUUCCUUACUGGGGAGUCAUGCUUGCGUGCUUGCUUGUACUUACGUUGGUACCCCCAUUAGCAGCACUUCGUGCCACCGCCUGCUAG
Molecule: messenger RNA, 1383 nt
Organism: Triticum turgidum subsp. durum (durum wheat)
Lineage: Eukaryota; Viridiplantae; Streptophyta; Magnoliopsida; Poales; Poaceae
Source: the annotation of a GenBank genome assembly